This is a messenger RNA of Hyposmocoma kahamanoa, 1390 nucleotides long. Its product is annotated as regucalcin-like. The record is from RefSeq and is a predicted model, not a curated record. The coding region runs from base 174 to 1226 and encodes 350 amino acids. The transcript is spliced from 7 exons. Gene Ontology annotation, molecular function: calcium ion binding; gluconolactonase activity; enzyme regulator activity. Lineage: Eukaryota; Metazoa; Arthropoda; Insecta; Lepidoptera; Cosmopterigidae. Gene Ontology annotation, biological process: L-ascorbic acid biosynthetic process.
UUACUGCCCCGUAAUUUCACGAUAUGGUAUUUGAGGGGCCAUGUUAACAACGAGGAAAAUGCCAUUGUAGUAGCCCCAAAAGCGUUCCCCAUGGGAAUACACUGACGCGUCAAGGACUGGAACGGAAACGGCUCUGCCACAACUGCCAGAACCAGUGUACACUGAAGUGGCACAUGGGCAAGUAUACGACCAAAACAUCUGGCAGUCAUUGCUGUGAUCCUGGCUGUUUCCGACUAAUUCUUCGCAAUAUUUACCAGCAGAAUGAAACGGAGUCUAUAUCAGUGAAGCCAGUGGGGCCGUCCGUGUUGUUUGGCGAAGGUGCCCACUGGGAUGCUAGCGCGCAGGCGUUGUUCUUCGUGAGCACCUUAGGCGACACCAUCCACAAAUACACCCCCCUCACGGAGACGCAUACCAGUGCGGAGCUUAAUGGCAUACCAACGUUCAUAAUCCCAAUCGAAGGCCACCCUCAACACUACGUCGUUGGCCUUGACGACCGCGUGGUCGAGAUUCAGUGGUCAGGCUUUCCUGACAGCACGGCCAAAGAAGUUAAUACUGUGGUCGCAAAAGGCACAGUCGAAAAAGAUCAGAAACGGUACGACAAAGGCAAAGCUGAUCCCAGAGGACGGGUGUUCGUUGGUGCAAUGCCCAUAGAUAUCGACAUCGAUGAGACGUCUCGGAACGGUUCUUUAUACCGCAUAGAUGCCGACGGCUCUUUGCACCAAGUCAUCUCCGCCGUAGACAUGACAAAUGGCCUUAGCUGGGACGUUAAAGAGAUGGCUUUCUACUUCGCGGACUCCUUCCAGAACAAAAUAUGGAGAUACGAUUACGAUAUCGACACGGGAGAUAUUUCGAAUCCACGCUCGGUAUUCGAGCUAAGCGAGCACGGGCUGGCGGGCAUCGUGGACGCGAUGACAAUUGAUAUCGACGGCAACCUCUGGGUCGCCAAUUUCGAUGGAUACCAGGUACUGAAAAUAGACCCUCGCAGAAAUCAGCUUCUCCAAAAGGUAUCGGUCCCUGGUAGGCAAAUAACGUCUUGCACCUUCGGAGGUCCUAACUCGGACAUCCUCUACAUGACUUCAAUAGCGAAGAACAAGCAGGGGCCGCAACCGCCACCACAUGGCUCCCUAUAUGCCAUCACCGGCUUGGGGGUGAAGGGCUACACCAAUGUUAGCGCUAAAAUUAACAUGAAACUCGUUGCAAAGCUAGACGACGACGACAAAUUUUAAGUAGAAGUACCAAGUUUUAUCAUAAUGUCAUAAGUAUAAUAUUUAAUCUAACGUUUUUGAAUACUGCGCGAUGAACGCACCCCUCAUGGAAGCAUGACAUAAGUGGAGUUACGUCAAACAUGUGUAUUGCUCUAUUAGAUACAGAAAAAUAUAACCCACAUCCU